AAAGGCAUGAUCCAGCUGUUCAGCAGGUGGGUCUGGCAUGGUAUAUCCAGCUGUCCAGCAAGUAGGUCUAGCAUGGCAUGAGCCAGCUGUCCAGCAGGUGGGUCUAGCAUGGUAUGAUCCAGCUGUCCAGCAGGUGGGUCUAGCAUGGUAUGAUCCAGCUGUCCAGCAGGUGGGUCUAGCAUGGUAUGAUCCAGCUGUCCAGCAGGUUGAGCUUCAUGUGCACUUUCAGCAGCGGAAGAUGCAGGAGUUCUGCAGAAACAACAACAUCGUCAUCACUGCCUACGGUCCACUAGGCUCCCCAGGUAGAAGCACAGCAGACACGGUACCACGGCUGCUGGAUGACCCGGUGGUGCGGCUGGUUGCUGAUAGACAUGGGGUAACCACCGCUCAGGUCCUCAUCCGCUUCCUCAUCCAGCAAGGCAUUAUCACCAUCCCCAAAUCUACCAACCCUCAGCGCAUCAAGACCAACGGAGAGGUGUGGAACUUCAGCCUGACGGAGGUGGAGAUGGAGGCCUUGAAGUCCAUAGACAAGGGGGAGGCUGGUCGCUCCUUUACCUUCGCUAGCUUCCCCGGAUUGGAUGAACAUCCUGAAUUUCCUCUUUAAAGUUCAGCUGCCUGCCACUACCUCCAUUAUUACUACCACCAUCACUCCUAUCAGCAUUAUCGCAGCUGCCACCACCACCAUCGACACACUACCACCAUCGGCGUAAAACCACUACCACAACAACCAUCAACUAACCACUAUCACAGUCUUAUGAACCGGUCCCAGGCCAACCUGAGCAAACUCUUCAAGUUAAGCACACUUAGGAUGGUCAGUGACUGGAUGUGAGACCUGGUUCUGGUUCACGACCGAAGAAAGAGUUUGAUCCGCAGGGAGGGUGGGCAGCGAGGGCAUGUUGCCGCUGCUCUCCUAUCACUAGGUUUACCAUAUUUCCUUUGACUCAAACAGGAACAUUUUUAAGAAUUUGAAAAAAAUAAAUCAUGUAUACGUGAACUAUAAAGUAGAUAUAUUUUCUUUAGGGCAAACAAAUGAGGGGUAAAAUGUACCAGUUUCUUAAUUAAUGACUACAAACUGAGAAAGAACAUAAUGACUACAAACUAAUUAAUGACUACAAACUGAGAAAGAACAUAAUGACUACAAACUAAUUAAUGACUACAAACUGAGAAAGAACAUAAUGACUACA
This is a messenger RNA of Cherax quadricarinatus, 1184 nucleotides long. The record is from RefSeq and is a predicted model, not a curated record. Lineage: Eukaryota; Metazoa; Arthropoda; Malacostraca; Decapoda; Parastacidae.